AUGUCUCAGUCAGAUGCAGCCAAAAAGGUCCUGUUGAUGGGAAAGUCAGGAUCGGGUAAAUCGUCGAUGAGGAAUAUGAUCUUCGCUAAUAUGGCUGCGGCAGAUACGAGGAAACUGGGAGCAACCAUAGAUAUGGAGACCACCCCAAUCAAAUUCUUGGGUCAUUUCGCCCUCAGGCUAGUAGACUGUGGGGGACAAGACUCGUACAUGCACAACGUCUUGUCGAUGCCUGCCCGGAAUCGAAGCUCAGUUUUCUCUCAGAUAGGUUGUCUGCUAUACGUGUUUGAUGUGGAGAGUCCAGAUUUUUCAACCAUCGAUAUGAUCUGGUUCUCGAGAGUGAUUUCGGCGAUCUUAGAAACGCUUAGUGAAUCAGAGAACAUGGAAGAAUUCAAAUUGCAUAUCUUGAUUCACAAGAUGGAUUUAGUACCAGAAGAACAUCGACAGGUGGUCUUUGAAUCGAAGGCCAAAGAAGUCAGAAACAAAGUGGAGGAUUACUCGAAGGGCAAGAUCAGUGCAGACAUGAUCCAUAUCUUCAGUACUUCGAUAUGGGAUGAAACAAUCUACAAGGCUUGGUCGACAAUCGUCCAAAUGCUGAUUCCGGAAAUCGGUUCAUUGCAUGCACCGCUGGAGCGCUUUGCCAAGUUUACCUCGGCGUGCGAGGUGAUUGUGUUCGAGACGGCCACCUCGUUAGUCGUCGCUCGAUGGACGGACAAUGAUGCGACUGAGCAAAUUCAAGCGGUAGAUGAACGGCGGUUUGAACGAGCUUCAGCUGUCGUAAAAGCCUUUAAAUCCGCAUCAGCUCGAAUCAGAUCUCGGUUCAAAUCCAUGGAAAUCACUCAUCCCAUGUACACUGCAGUACUCGAUAGUCUGACAGAAACCACGGCCAUUCUGGUAGUAGCUGUAGAUCCCAAAGUUGUACCCGCCGCGAUUCAUCUAAACAUCAACCUCUCAAGGCCUUCGUUUGCCAAGUUGCCUGGACUAUCUCCAAAAGCGCCAGGCUCCCGCUAACCGAAGGGAUGGUCGAUCGAUUUGAUUGGAAGAGUAAUUGGGUUUGUCAAAGCUUGGGACGAGAAGAACAUGGUGAAGUCUCUUAGCUUCUCGAACCUCAGAUGCUGGAGUGUUUGCUUGGAAUUAUAUGACCGGCCGACUAUGAAACCUUAAGAACAGGAGGGGGAAAGACACAUUGAUUCACUCUAUUUCCAUCCAAUCCACAUAAUCAUCCUCACAUUCAGUUGGACAUUAUCGAUGGUCCCCUUCCUUCGUUGGCUACUUGGUUCGAAUCACUGGGAUUCUUUUUUUUUACGUGGCUUGCCAGUAGAAAAAAAAGGAGAAGGGAAUUUAUUUAGAUAAGACAAACGGUUGCUUCUCUUUAUGUAUCACUUUCACGCGAGCUCACAGCGAAAUUUGUAAUUACAUCAUAUAUCCCCAUGACCUCUUCCUCCAACCCUAUAUCCUCUCCCUGCCUAACUUAUUGAUAAUGUUGAUUUGUUUGCACAGAAAAAUAAACAAGCAAUUGUUAUUGUUUUGAAGUUUUGAUGGGUGGAUUGUUUGAGAAUAGUUUUGAUGAAACAAGUCCCUGCAUCAGAAAAGCCGCAUAGAUCUCAUUUCAGCU
Messenger RNA from Puccinia graminis f. sp. tritici CRL 75-36-700-3, 1612 nucleotides. RefSeq lists its product as uncharacterized. The transcript has 10 exons. The coding region runs from base 1 to 1008 and encodes 335 amino acids. Lineage: Eukaryota; Fungi; Basidiomycota; Pucciniomycetes; Pucciniales; Pucciniaceae. Gene Ontology annotation, molecular function: GTP binding; GTPase activity. Gene Ontology annotation, biological process: positive regulation of TOR signaling; cellular response to starvation; cellular response to amino acid stimulus. The record is from RefSeq and is a predicted model, not a curated record. Gene Ontology annotation, cellular component: Gtr1-Gtr2 GTPase complex; fungal-type vacuole membrane; nucleus.